Strongyloides ratti is the source of this 3753-nucleotide messenger RNA. RefSeq names its product Glycosyl transferase, family 20 domain and HAD-like domain-containing protein. The coding region runs from base 1 to 3753 and encodes 1250 amino acids. Gene Ontology annotation, biological process: trehalose biosynthetic process. The transcript has 5 exons. The record is from RefSeq and is a predicted model, not a curated record. NCBI's taxonomy places the organism in Eukaryota, Metazoa, Nematoda, Chromadorea, Rhabditida, Strongyloididae. Gene Ontology annotation, molecular function: catalytic activity. Gene Ontology annotation, cellular component: cytosol; alpha,alpha-trehalose-phosphate synthase complex (UDP-forming).
AUGAAUGAAGUUGAAUCAUCAAAUAAGAUUUCAAUUGAAAAACCAUUUCAAAAAAAUAAAAAGAAAGAUUUAGUAGUAUCAAAUGAAGAGAGUGUCUCCAAUGAUGUUAGACGACUUCUAAGUAUUAUGAAUGAAGCAGAAAAAGAUAUUAAACAGUCAAAUGAAAAAUUAAUUAAAGAUUCAUUAUCAACAUUUGUAUCAAUUUGGAGAGCAAAAGGAAAAUAUUCUGAGGUUGCCUUUGAAGGUUUAUUAGUUAUACUUGAAUUAUGCUUACAAAACAAUAAUGAAAAUCAACAUAUUUUUAAUUCAUUAAUUGAAACUUUAGGCUACCAUUCUGUUCAAUUCUGGAAAUCUGCAAUACCUAUUGUUUUUAAUUCUGAUUUAACAUAUGGUUCAAAAUAUCGUGAUGCAUUGUUAUUUAAUUUAACAUUAUUUGAUGUUAAUUUUGGUAAGAGUAAAUUGAAAGAACUUUUUGCUGCUGAUAGAUAUAUUCAAAAAAGUCUUCUUGGUGUUAAUGCAAAACGAUUUAGUGAACAAUAUCAUAGUUUACAACGAAGAAGAAGUAAAAGUUCAUUAAUACAAUCAGAAGAUUCAUUAUCUGAAAUGAGUGAAGAUGAAACAGAAGCUAACGCAAAGAAUGUUAAAGAAAGACAGGCACGCCGUCGACGUUCAAUAAAUAUAAAUUCAUCAACAGAAUCUCUUGAUAAACAUUGUGAUAGUGGUGAUGAUACUAAUAAUAUUAAUACAACUUUUUCAACUGGAGGUUUAACAUCACAAUAUUUAAAAAAAAGAGUAAUUAAUGUUUCAAAUGCACCUCCUGUAUCAUUAAAAAAAGAAAAAACAGGUGAAUGGGAAAUAAAACAAGGUAGUGGUGGUUUAGUUUCAUGUGUUGAUCCUGUUAUGUCAAAAGAUCACGAAAAUAUGUGGCUUGCUAAUUUAGGAAUGAAUAUUAAUAAAAAAAAUAAUCAAAUAGAUUAUAAUAAAAAAGGUCAUAUUGUUGAUAAUUCACCAACAACAAAUACAUUAGGAUUACCAUUGAUACGACAACAAUUAGCUGAUGUAUUAUUUCAUGUACUUGCUGAUGAUGAAGAAGUAGAAGAUGCUUGUGGUAAAGAAAAAGGUAUGAAAGAUGAUUUAUCACUUCUUGGUGUUUUAAAUAAUUAUAAUAAAGCAAAUUAUAAAUUAAAUCCAGUUAUUGUUCAAGAAGAUGACUAUAAUGUUUAUUAUGGUGGAAUAAGUAAUGGAUUAAUUUGGCCAGCAUUCCAUAAUUUAGAGGAAUAUAUUGUAAAAACAUAUGAUGAUCCAACAAUUUUAAAUGAUCAUUGGUGCGCAUAUGUACGUGUUAAUUAUCAAUUUGCUAUUGAUGCUGUUAGAAAUAGUAGACCACAAGAUUUUAUUUGGAUACAUGAUUAUCAUCUUAUGCUUACUGGUUUAAUAAUGCAAAAUCUUGAUCCAAAUCUUGAAGUUGGUUUUUUUUUACAUAUCCCAUUUCAACCAACAAAUGAUUUUUUUACAAAAUAUAAAAUUUGUAGUUUACCUGUAUUACGUGGUUUAUUAAAAUUUUCAAAAGUUGGUUUUCAAACACAUCGUGAUAGAGCAUCAUUUAUUGAUUAUAUUAAAAAAUAUCUUACAUCAGCUCAAAUUUCAUUUGAUAUAAAAACUGAUACAUACACAAUAACACAUGAAGGAACAAUUGCAUCAUUAGGAGUAUUUCCUGUUAGUAUUAAAAAUGAAGAUUUUUUAAAAAUUGCUAACAACCCAGAAACAAUAGAAAAAUCUAUUGAAAAAAGAAAAUUAAUAAUGGGUGAAAAUCCUCCUAAAGAUGGAAAUUUAAUAUUUUCUGUGGAAAGAUUUGAUUAUACUAAAGGAAUAAAAGAAAAAUUAAAUGCAUGGAUGCAUUAUUUUAAAAAAUAUCCUAAUAGAAUUGGUAAAGAUGUUCUUCUUCAGGUUGCUGUAACUAAUAGAAGAUCAGUUGAUACAUAUAGAAUAUAUCAAGAUGAAUGUCUUGAAAUUGCUGAAUUAAUUAAUGCAACAUAUAAAUGUAACGAAUAUCCAAAUUGGAAACCAUUAAUAUUAUCAACUGAUGGAUUAUCAAGAAAUGAAUUAGUUGCUACAUAUCUUGCUAUGGAUAUAGGACUUGUAACACCAAAAAAAGAUGGAAUGAAUUUAGUUGUUAAAGAAAUGCUUGUUUGUAAUCAAAAUGCUGGUUUAGUUAUAUCAACAGGUGCUGGAAGUGAAAUACAAUUUACAAAUGCUGGUUUAUAUAGUGAUGAAGAAAAAACAUAUAAAAGAAUUGUAAAUCUUUUUGAUGUUGAUGAAUUUGCUGAAGCUAUAUAUAAUGCAGCAAUUGAAAGUAAAGAAACACGUUCAAAACAUGGAAAAAAAUUGAAUGAAUUUAUUUUAGCUAAUGAUAUUGAAAGAUGGAGUACAUCAUUUUUAGAUCCUGCUUGGUCACAUCAAGUAAUUAAACUUACUGAUAUUAAAACAUUAGAUGAUUUUUAUAAAUUAAUGAUGAGAACAAGAGAUAUUAGAAGACAAAUUGUUGAAAGAGUCUUAAAAGGAAUUCCUAUUAGUGAUCAUUUUUCAAUAUCAUUAAUAAAUGCAAAAGAAUCAUUAUUGCAUGCUUGUAAACCUGGAACAACCCAAAUUACUCUUCAAACUGAUGGAAAAGAAAAUACAAAUGCUCAAUUAGAUAUUGCAAUUGAAAUUAAGGAAUUUGAAAGAGAUAUAAGUUUCUUAGAAUUUGCUUUAAGUGAUGAUGUUUAUAAUGUUGAACAAUUUAUAGAUAGUUUAAAAAGUUCUCAUACAGAAGGUUCAGAACAAUUCCGUCAAGAAGUAGUUAAUGUUGCUGAUCUUUUUUAUGAUGCAGAUCAUUUUGAAUAUUUUUUUACUGAUCGUGAUGGUACAUUAAAAUCAUAUAGUUGUACUUAUCAAGGUAGUGUACAACCAGCAUAUUCUGGAGUUAUUCAAGCUCAAUUUGCUCGAAGAUGUGCUCAGACAUGUUGUAUUGUAACAACUUCACCAAUGUUACAAAUUGGUGUUUUAGAUGUUUCAACAAUUCCUGAAGGUUAUUAUUAUUUUGGAGCAUCUGUUGGUAGAGAUUGGUAUUUAGAUCCAAGUCAUAAAUUUAGAGAUACUACAAUAUCACCUAAUGAUCUUCAUCUUUUAGAUGUCAUAUUUGAUGAUAUCAAUAAAAUGCUUUUAGAAACAAAAUGGAGACGUUUUACAUGGAUAGGAUCAGGUUUACAAAAACAUUAUGGACAUAUUACUUUAGCACAUCAAGAUGUUUAUAAUACAGUUGAAAAAGAAGAAGUUAUACUUUUAGAUAAAGAAAUUAAAAAUAUUGUUAAAAAACAUGAUUCAUCUGGGGAACAUAUUAUGAUAAAAUUAACUGAUACUGAUAUUAAAAUAUUUUUAAAGACAUCCUCAACAGGAAAAAUAUUUACGAAAGGGGAUGGUAUAACACUUUUCGCAAAAAAAAUGGGUUUCGAUUUAACUAAAGGGCGUAUCCUUGUUUGUGGAGAUUCAGAAAGUGAUAUUCCAAUGCUUGAAACAUGUUUAAAAUUAAAUAAUGAAAAUGUUUUUACUGUUUGGGUUUCUACUAAUAAUGAAUUAAAAGUAAAAGUUGGUGAACUUUGUAGACAAUAUAAUAACAAUAAUUAUUCUUUUGUUUCUUGCCCUGAGGUACUUCUUGGAGCUAUGGCUCAGGCAACAAUAAGGGAAAUAAAUAUUAAUAGAUCGAAUGCUCAUUAA